This is a messenger RNA of Falco peregrinus (peregrine falcon), 1868 nucleotides long. RefSeq names its product dual specificity protein phosphatase 22-A-like. The transcript has 5 exons. Lineage: Eukaryota; Metazoa; Chordata; Aves; Falconiformes; Falconidae. Gene Ontology annotation, molecular function: protein tyrosine/serine/threonine phosphatase activity. The record is from RefSeq and is a predicted model, not a curated record. Gene Ontology annotation, cellular component: cytosol. The coding region runs from base 1 to 669 and encodes 222 amino acids. Gene Ontology annotation, biological process: protein dephosphorylation; positive regulation of JNK cascade; regulation of cell population proliferation.
AUGGAUGUGGGUUGCUGGUGGGUGCUUGGUCCAGCAGCUCUCCCAGGAGGGCAGGUGACUGAUGUGCCGCUCCUGCUUCCAGACUCUGAGGACCGUGAAAGCCUCCUGAGGAACGGGGUGACGCACAUCCUCUCUGUCCACAGCAGUGCCAGGCCAGUGCUGGAGGACAUGACCUAUCUCUGUAUCUCGGCCUCAGAUUCAUCCAGUCAAAACCUGCUGCAGCAUUUUAAGGAGUGCAUCAAGUUCAUCCAUGAAUGCCGGCUCAGUGGGGGAGGCUGCCUCGUCCACUGCCUGGCUGGGGUCUCCCGCAGCACCACCAUCCUGGUGGCUUACCUCAUGACAGUGACUGAGCUCGGCUGGGAGGGCUGCCUGGCUGCCACCAAGGCUGUACGGUCCUACGUCAGCCCCAACUUUGGCUUCCAGCAGCAGCUGCAGGAGUAUGAGGUGACCCUGCUGCAGGAGUACCGUGCCUGGAUCCACCACGACUAUGGCAGGAACCCGUUCAAGGACCAGGAAGAGCUGCAGCACUUGUUGGCUGGGCAGGAGCAGGGGCAGAAGGAGCAGCAGCUGGGGAGCAGGGAUCGCUCCUGGCUCCAGUCUCCAGCUCCCACCUACCCGCUCCCCUACCAUGCAGGUGGCACUGGCAGAAGCAGACGGAUGAACAGAUAAGCAGCUGGCUGCUCGCAGGCAGACAUUGGCCCUGGGGCUUGGAAAACUCAGUCUUCCCUUUGCCAAGUGCCUGCGGGGGUUCAUGUAUAGGGCAGAAAGCAGCCAGCAUCGGCCUCGGCCGUAGGCUUGAGUGUUGGAGUGGAGGGGAUCAGGACUUGCAGACCCUUCCCUUGACUGCUGGCUCCGUGUAUGCCUCUGGGCAAGGCAGUUAAUUGAUGCCAGACUCUUGUUCUGUCCUGUUCCCUCAUUCCCCAGUGGAUGGGACCCACUUUUCUAUCACUCAGAGCAGCAGCAAGCCCUGUCCCUCUCCCACAGCACAGUACCCAGGCGCUCCUCCCACAGGGCAUGGGGAUGCCAGUGCAGACCUUGGAAAGCCAGGGCAGGAUGAGAUGGGGAGAGGCCACAUUGUCUUCUGCUUUGCAGUGAAGCCCGGGGCUGAUGCAGCCUGCCCCGAGGAGGGAAGGAUGGGUUCCAGGGCAUGGGUGUCAUGAUGCUCGGUUCCUCUCUGGAUGCUUUGCACCCGCAGGUUUCAAAUUCCUGAUUCCAUGCCUUCCAUCCUUUUUGUAAGGUGUUUGGUAUUGCUGGGCAUGCUCCUACCACUCAUCCCAGUAAGUCCUGCUUGCUGGAGCCACAGCUGUCACCCUGCAGGAUGGGGAGAGGGGCUGCAGAUGCCCCUUGCCGUGCUUGGACUUUCCUGGUCCUGUCUGUCCUCGGCAGAUAUCUGUCUGGCAUUUUUCUUAAUGCACCCCCACCAGGGAGGGGGGAAAUCCAGCGGUGCCGGAGGCUGCCUGUCCCCACCACCUCCAUCCCCGGAGCUGUUUUGGGUUUCCCCUGCUGCCCAAUCUGAAUGUCCCUGAUUGCAAAAGAAGCCAAUUGCUUGAUUGGACUUGGUUGACCCACAGACCAAUUUAAUGCUGUCCCUCUCCAACAGCCUUUUUAAUAUCGAAAGACCAUGACUGUGCUGCUUUUUUCAUCCCAAAUUGACAUAUGUGUUGCCAAAGCAUGGGCUUACUUUGCCAGGACUCCCCACAUCUGCCCUGCAAGGAGGUCCCCAACACAUUGUCACAGCCCUGCUACAUUUAAACCUUCACCUCUUCCACGCCAGCUUGGCCUUUUAGUAUAAAUACCUUGCUUGGCUUCUCAAAAAUAUCUGUUCUGCAACCUGUUCUAAGAAAAAAAAAAAAAAAAGGCAUUUAAAA